AUGCUGCUGGGAAUAGGGCGCUUUGUGUUCCUGUCGCUGACGGACGUGGCGACGCUGCCGGCGCUGGUCGUAAUGAAGCGCAAUCGUCGACAUUUUGAGAUGUUCGUGGGCGUCUCACAGCUCUUGAUCUCCUUUUUCUUCAAUACUGCGGAGGCGUUUGACACGCAGCUGUUCCUCGGAGAAGACGAUUGGCAUUUUCUAUCGGACGUUGUGUCCGUCACCUAUUUUCUGCUGCUCUGCGUACACCUGAUGGGGUACAAGGAUGAGAACCGGAACAUCGUUCUGCGCUACGUGGCAUUUGCUGGCUCGUUGCUCUUCAAUACCAAGGACCGAUGGGACUCGACGUUCUACGAAGAGAUGCUCGUGGUCUGCUACCUGCUGGGAGUUGUCUACCGUCGAGUGUUUACCGUGAGCAAUGACAUUUCCCCCUGA
Peronospora matthiolae is the source of this 432-nucleotide messenger RNA. Lineage: Eukaryota; Oomycota; Peronosporomycetes; Peronosporales; Peronosporaceae. The record is from the annotation of a GenBank genome assembly.